Molecule: messenger RNA, 1153 nt
Organism: Dermacentor silvarum
Lineage: Eukaryota; Metazoa; Arthropoda; Arachnida; Ixodida; Ixodidae
Exons: 2
Coding region: 203-1135 (310 amino acids)
Source: RefSeq, a predicted model, not a curated record
GUCCAUCGUCGACGCCAGCACGUGGUAGCGCGCUCAAGGCGCAGAAGAAGACGUUCACGCUGCACGCGGUGCACGCGUCGUGCUCCUAGGCUCGCUACUGCAGAGAUAACGGCGUCUAACCCUUCGCCACGAAGCCUAACCGUUCUGCAGUCCCCGGAACUCGGCAGCACUGCAUCGCUGGGCCUAAGGAGAAACAGUGAACAUGUCGAAGAGGCCGCCGACGAGCGAUGGGCAGGUCAUCAAGGCCAAGGAAGCCGCCGACCGUCGCCGUCCUAAGCGGCUGCGUCGGGAGGACACGGUCGCUCAGACCACCUCUGCCUCUCACGCAAUUGGCUACGAGAGCGAAAUAGGACCGGAUCCUUCGACACGCACAGCGCAAAUCGAACGCACGACAGCUUCGCCGAGUCGCGGACGCGGGACGCAGAGCAGCGACAAUAGGCUGCACGAGCAGGUACCUAGCGCCCCGGUAGACACUGCGCACCGUUCCCGUCGCAUUCGCCUCCCAAGCAAGCCGUCGGAGAAGUCCAAGUAUCAAUACAGCGGACCCGCGCUCGACACGACGGCGACCAGCAAGGCGAAGCUACCGAAAGGCGCCGAUAACGCACGCAAGAAGCCGGGUUCGGUACACGACAGACAGACGACCAAGCAAAAAGGUCAGGCAGGCCAGGGCGGCCUCCGGGACCGACGAGCUAAUCCCCCCGCGGAUGCCGGUGGCAUUAACCCUGACCAGGUGCAGUCGGCGACAAGAGCGGACAAGGUGGACGAGUUGUCGACCACCCAAUCUUAUUUGGCAACCUUCUACACUCCGGCCACCACGUUAGCGACCGCUCUGGCCGUACUGUCGGGCCCUGAGCAACAGUCGCAAAUCGUAGACAGAAGUCCCGGUGCUUUCUGCGCCAUGUCUGCGGCUUCAACUGUCAAGAGCGCUUCGGACCAACAGGGGCAGUCGUCGACGGAUCAUUCAGCCAACCAGGAGCAGACCAGUCCGGCUCCAGACGUUUGCAGAGCAAGCUCCUCUGGUGCAACUUCAGGGGAGAUCGAGAAACAGGUAAGCGGAUCUGUUUCCCAGGGUCUCAAACAACCUGUAGCCAAGGCGCUUGUGGAAGUUCCAUCGAUCGUGAGUGCAUCCCACUAAUCUGUUGUUCUGAGUAAU